AAACGUUGAGCUCCAAGUCUCUUACCAUAAAAUUAAGUAGCUAUGGCGAGUGAAGACUGAGCAGAAAAAACUCCUGAGAAGCCAUGGUAUUACUUCAACUCCAAUCUAUUAAUGGGUUAUUAACUUACCCAAAACCAGCCCCCCCGGCACUGGUUCAUGUUCAUGGCAGAAGAGACAGAGCUAGCAAAAGCCUGGGCUUCAAAAUGCAAGCGCUUCCCUCUAGAACCCAGAAAAUAAUGGAGAGUAUUUCAGUUGGUGGGGAAGUUGGUGGAGCUGGAGGAGUGUACUCAUAUAGUGCCUUAAAAAGGCUGGACCAACUCUGGUCUGGUAUUUGUUCUGCUCAAACAGUUGUGCAAGAACCCCAGAAAGUGGUUUCUACUAAUCCCGGUUCAUUUUCCGAUUCUGAGCUGGCUGACAAAGCCCUAGAUAAGUUUGACGUAAUAGUUUGUGGAGGAACAUUGGGAGUUUUCAUUGCCACAGCAUUGAGUUCCAAAGGUCUCCGAGUGGCCAUCGUGGAGAAAAACGUUCUAAAAGGGAGGGACCAGGAAUGGAACAUCUCAAGAAAAGAGCUCUUAGAGCUUGUCAAAGUUGGAAUUUUAGCCGAGGAUGACAUCGAAGAAAUUACUGCUGCAAAAUUCAAUCCUAACAGAUGUGGAUUUGAAGGGAAAGGAGAUAUCUGGGUUGAAGAUAUUCUCAAUCUUGGCAUAUUACCUGCAAAAUUGAUAGAGAUUAUGAAGAAUCGCUUUGUUUCCCUAGGGGGUGUCAUCUUUGAAGGUUGCACUUUGUCCAGCAUAUCUGUAUAUGAGGAUGCAGUCGUUACACUACUAGCUGAAGGGAACAUUUUGUCAUCUAGCCUCAUAAUUGAUGCAAUGGGGAACUUUUCACCUAUUGUAAAACAGAUAAGACGAGGAAGGAAGCCAGAUGGUGUUUGCCUUGUUGUUGGAUCCUGUGCUCGUGGUUUUGGUAGUAAUUCUACAAGUGAUGUUAUAUAUAGUAGUUCAUCAAUAAGGAAGGUUGGGAACUCAGUAGUCCAAUGCUUUUGGGAGGCAUUUCCUGCUGGUUCAGGCCCUACUGAUCGUACUACUUAUAUGUUCACUUAUAUUGAUCCCCAACCUGGAUCACCGAAACUGGAAGAAUUGUUAGAAGAAUACUGGGAACUAAUGCAGGAUUAUCAGGGAGUCUCUCUUGACAAUCUGGAGAUUCAGAGGGUUAUAUAUGGAAUUUUCCCAACGUACCGUGACAGCCCGCUGCCAGCCGCUUUUAAUCGUGUUUUACAGUUUGGUGAUGCUAGUGGCAUACAGUCACCUGUUUCAUUCGGUGGCUUUGGGAGCUUGACAAGGCAUCUGGGGAGACUCUCAAGUGGUAUACAUGAAGCAAUCAGCGGAAACUUUCUUGACUCAUACAACUUGUCCCUACUGAAUCCAUACAUGCCUAACUUGAGUACUUCGUGGUUGUUCCAAAAAGCGAUGUCAGCAAAGCAACUGUCUAAUGUUCCACCAGAUUUUAUAAAUGAGCUUUUGUUUGCCAAUUUUCAGAGUAUGCAGAGGCUGGGCGAUCCAGUGUUAAGACCAUUUCUUCAGGAUGUCGUACAGUUUGGGCCUCUAGCCAAAACACUAGGCCUAGUUAUGAUAUCCAAACCUCAAAUUCUACCCUCCAUAUUCGCACAGGUUGGCUUUCCUGUACUUCUUGAUUGGUCUGGACAUUUUGCCAUGCUAGGUUUCUAUACUUUUCUAUCUACCUUUGCUGAGCCUGUAAUAAGGCCUGUUUUAAGUGGAUUUUCACCCCAGUUGAGAUAUCAGUGGAGACGACGUCUUGAGGCUUGGAAAUAUGGAGCUGGUUUAGACUAUGAGUUAUGAAGGAUAUUUAAAGAUGAAAUCCAAUUGAAUAAUGGGUUUUCAUUUAUAGCUUCUUGGAACUGAGAAAAAUGUUUAUAAAAAAUCCAAUCAUGUACACGUUCUAUUAUUUAUAUACACCAUUCCACAUUCUUUUUUA
Humulus lupulus (European hop) is the source of this 1992-nucleotide messenger RNA. RefSeq lists its product as uncharacterized. Lineage: Eukaryota; Viridiplantae; Streptophyta; Magnoliopsida; Rosales; Cannabaceae. The record is from RefSeq and is a predicted model, not a curated record.